AUGUCUUUAGGACUCGAUAACUCCGGCAAAACGGCCAUUUUAUAUCGUUUAAAAUAUGGCGAAUUUUUCGAAACAAAGCCGACUCUCAGCUUUAAUGUUGAAAAUGUCACCAUCAGCAAAAAGAAAAUGAAAAUUUGGGAUGUUGGUGGCAAUGACAAACAACGACCACUUUGGAAAUCCUACCUACGCGACUGUGAUGGCAUCGUCUUUGUUGUGGAUAGCUCUGAUGAAUUAAGAAUGGAAGAAGCCAAGCAUGAACUGUUAGCCAUUGGCAAAAGUCCAGGUAUGGCACAUGUACCCAUAUUAAUCUUAGCCAAUAAGCAAGAUAUUCCUGGAGCGUUAUCACCCAUGACCGUAGCGAGAAUGCUAUCCUUGAAAGAAUUGACAAGCAAUCGGCCUUGGCAUGUCCAACCAACUUGUGCUCGAAAUGGCAAUGGCAUUCAGGAAGGGAUGCAUCAGUUAUGUGAAUUGACACGGAAGAAAAAUCGAAAACAAAUGGCUAAACCCAAUCGGAAUAGCUUCACAGCAGUAGCUUUGUAA
Molecule: messenger RNA, 540 nt
Organism: Trichoplax adhaerens
Lineage: Eukaryota; Metazoa; Placozoa; Uniplacotomia; Trichoplacea; Trichoplacidae
Exons: 1
Coding region: 1-540 (179 amino acids)
Biological process (GO): vesicle-mediated transport; intracellular protein transport
Cellular component (GO): cytoplasm
Molecular function (GO): GTP binding; GTPase activity
Source: RefSeq, a predicted model, not a curated record